AUGGCUGAUAACAACCAAGGUUGCAAGAUUACUCUCUUCUGGCUUGAGAAAUCUCGAAGUCAUCGGAUACUCUGGCUUUUGGAAGAGCUGCAGCUGAAAUAUGAGCUCAAAACCUUCAAGCGUCGCCCUGACAAGCUCGCUCCAGCCGAGUUGAAGGAGAUCCACCCGCUGGGCAAGUCGCCCGUGAUUACCAUUCAAGCACCGGGUGCCACCAAACCGUUGGUGCUGGCGGAGUCUGGUGCUAUCGCGGAAUAUCUUUGCGACCACUUCAGCAGCGCGCGGCCGACGCUGGUACCGCAACGAUACACGCCCGGCGCCGAGGGCAAAGUGGGCGGAGAGACCGAGGAGUGGAUGCGUUAUCGCUACUUCAUGCAUUACGUGGAAGGCAGUCUCAUGCCCUUCCUGGUGAUGACUUUAGUAAAUGACUCCAUUCGGAAUGCUCCCCCAUUCUUUGUUCGACCUAUUACCAACCUUGUGGCCUCGCAAGUUGAGAACCAAUUCCUCACUCGCAACGUCGAGGGCAACCUCGCCUUCCUUGAGGAACAGCUUCGCACAUCUCCCGACAGUGGUCAAUACAUUUGCGGCAAGGAACUGACAGUUGCCGAUAUUCUCCUCAGUUUCCCAGUAAUUGCUGUGACCAUGCGAACGCUGAAAGAUCAAGAGAACAGAAACAAGUACCCUCUUCUUGUAGAGUACGCUAACCGACUCGAGAGCAGUGAGGGGUACCAGCGUGCCGUGAAGAAGAUUGAGGAGAUUGAGGGGAAGUUCUCAGCUUCUAUGUAA
Penicillium paradoxum is the source of this 783-nucleotide messenger RNA. RefSeq names its product glutathione S-transferase. NCBI's taxonomy places the organism in Eukaryota, Fungi, Ascomycota, Eurotiomycetes, Eurotiales, Aspergillaceae. The record is from RefSeq and is a predicted model, not a curated record. The transcript is spliced from 3 exons. Bases 1 to 783 code for a protein of 260 amino acids.